CUAAAGCAAAUUAGCAGUAACGUUUAGUCUUUUGGAUUUUGGAUGGGAUCUGCGUGAAAAGUUUGUUUGCGAAGAAUUAUUUAAAAAUUUCCAAAAAUUAGCUUGCACCUGGCGAGCUAGCAGCAAGUUAACCCUGAGGCCUUCGUCUCCCUUCAGGACCCAAAGUCUCGUCUUUGUAUGCGACUCAUACUAGUACGCUCUUGUUAGUGAAGUACAUCAAGUUGUUCCCCGAGCGUGCUUUGAAAUUCUUCGUCCACAAUACGAGAAAAAGCGAAAGAAAUCUCCCCUUUUUUCUCUAGCAGUUUGUGCCGUUGCAGAGUAACUGAAAAAAAUGACCGGUCGUGCACGAGCAAGAUCAAGAGGCAGAGCACGUGGUCAAGAGACGGCAGCGCCCGGAGCGACCCAGGCCCAUGAGGCGGCACCAGCGCCUCCCCCUCCAGCAGAGGGCGAGCUGGUUGGCCGAGGCAGACAGAAGGGUGCUCCUGGAGCCAUAGCCAGAGAAGCUGUUCUGCAGAUCUCAACUGGAUUUCAGCAAGUGAAGCUUGGAGAACGAGGCGGACGCCGACGGGACUUUCAUGAUAUAGGAGUAUACACCAGACAGGCGAUGGAACAUGUGAAGGAAUCAAAGACUGGAACAUCCGGUGCCGCCAUCAAGUUGACUGCAAACUUCUUCCGGAUCCUGUCUCGCCCUCAGUGGAUUCUGUAUCAGUACCAUGUGGACUUCAAACCCCAGAUGGAGUCCAGGCGCCUGAGAUCUGCCCUCCUCUUCCAGCACUCAGAAGUCCUUGGUUCAGCUCGGAACUUCGAUGGCGCUCUGCUCUUCCUGCCUCACAGACUGCACAGCAAGGAGACUGUCCUCUACAGUGAGACAAGGAAUAAGGAGAAGGUUUUGAUAACAGUCACCUUGACAAACGAGCUGCCACCCACAUCACCAGUGUGCAUUCAGUUUUACAACCUCAUCUUCAGACGGAUCCUUAGAGUUCUGAACAUGCAGCAGAUUGGACGCAACUACUACAACCCCAAUGAGCCACACGAGAUCCGACAGCACAGAUUAACAGUUUGGCCGGGGUACUCCACCACCAUCCUCAAUUACGAGUCCUCCAUCAUGAUGUGCACCGACGUGAGCCACAAGGUGCUUCGUAGUGACACGGUGCUCGACCUCAUGGUCAGCCUGAGGCAGCAGUGUGGAAGAGAACGCUACACUGACAUCUGUGCCAAGGAGCUUAUUGGCCAGAUCGUCCUCACAAAGUACAACAACAAAACCUACAGGGUUGAUGACAUUGCCUGGGAUCACACUCCCAACAACACUUUCACUAGAGGAGACACAGAAAUCUCUUUUAGGAACUACUACAAGAACCAAUACGGUCUGGACAUCACUGAUGCGAACCAGGUGCUGCUGGUUAGCCAUGUGAAGAAGAUGGGCCCUGCUGGAGCGCCCCCUCCUGGCCCAGCUAUGCUUGUGCCAGAACUGUGCUACCUCACAGGGUUGACUGAUAAGAUGCGGAAUGACUUUACCAUAAUGAAGGAGUUGAGCACGCACACCAGACUGAACCCAGAUCAGAGGGAGAGGCAGCUCAACAGAUUUAUAACAAGCAUUCACAAGAACGCUGAUGCGCAGUCGGAGAUGUCAAAAUGGGGACUCAGCUUUGACGAGAAACUUCUGAACCUGACUGGCAGAGUCCUUGGAGGAGAGAGGAUUUUCCAAGGAUCAAGAUCCUAUGAUUACAACCCCCAAUCAGCUGACUGGUCCAGAGAGAUGCGUGGGAUUCCUGUGAUAAGCGCUCCUCCACUGGACAACUGGGUCGUGUUCCACUCCCGCCGUAACAGUAAUGAAGCGCAGUCCCUCCUGCAAACCCUGCACAAAGUCUCCGGGCCCAUCGGCAUCCGGAUGCAAAGGCCUAUGAUUGUUGAGUUUGAAGACAAUCAGCUCUCUCUCCUCAAAGCUCUGCAGCACAACGUGGGACAACAGACUCAAAUGGUGGUGGUUGUCCUUCCCAACAGCAACAAGGACAAGUACGACAGCAUUAAGAAGUACCUUUGUGUGGACUGUCCGACUCCCAGCCAGUGCGUGAUGGCCCGCACACUCAGCCGACCCCAGGCGCUCAUGACCGUGGCAACGAAGAUUGCCCUGCAGAUGGCCUGCAAAAUGGGAGGAGAGCUGUGGAGUGUGGAGAUCCCUCUCAAACAGCUGAUGAUUGUGGGCAUUGACUGCUACCAUGACACGUCUGCUGGGAAGCGGUCAAUCGGCGCUCUGGUGGCAAGCCUCAACCCGACCAUGAGCAGAUGGUACUCAAAGUGUGUCUUGCAGCACAAAGGUCAGGAAAUAAUGGAUGGACUGAAAAUGGCCCUGACUGGUGCCCUGAAAGACUACCUGAAGUUCAAUAACUGCCUGCCAUCUCGCAUCAUUGUGUAUCGGGAUGGAGUAGGAGACGGCCAGUUGCAAAGUGUCGUCAAUUACGAGGUGGCUCAGAUGAUGGACUCGAUCAAGUCCUUGGGGGAAAACUAUGAGCCCAAGUUGAGUGUGGUGGUGGUGAAGAAGCGCAUCAGCAGCAGGUUUUUCACCAUGAUUGGCGACAAGUUCACCAACCCACCUCCGGGCACCGUCAUUGACACAGAGGUCACCCGUCCUGAGUGGUACGACUUCUACAUCGUGAGCCAGUCUGUCAGAUCCGGAAGCGUUUCACCCACUCACUACAACGUCGUCUACGACACCAGCGGACUGAAGCCGGACCACAUGCAGCGGCUCACGUACAAGCUCUGUCACUUGUACUACAACUGGCAGGGAAUCAUCCGUGUUCCUGCUCCCUGCCAAUACGGCCAUAAACUGGCUUUCCUGGUUGGGCAGAGCAUUCACAAGCAGCCCAGCGUCAAGCUUGACGACUACCUUUUCUAUCUUUAAAGGACCGUUUUGUUUUUUUUGUUUUUUUUCUUUUGUCACUCACUCGAGUUUCCUUUAAAAGUGUGUGAUUUUGUUAGAAAAAAGCCAUUUGUAUGUGGUCCUGAAUAUUAUGUGUAACUUAGUUACACAGUUUUGUUUUUUUGUGUGUUAAAAAAAUACUGUUAGAAUAGUACAGUUCAGAAUGACGUUGGUGGUUCUUAAUAAAUGUUCAGACACUU
Messenger RNA from Poeciliopsis prolifica (blackstripe livebearer), 3117 nucleotides. RefSeq names its product piwi-like RNA-mediated gene silencing 1 (gene piwil1). The transcript is spliced from 21 exons. NCBI's taxonomy places the organism in Eukaryota, Metazoa, Chordata, Actinopteri, Cyprinodontiformes, Poeciliidae. Bases 332 to 2899 code for a protein of 855 amino acids. The record is from RefSeq and is a predicted model, not a curated record. Gene Ontology annotation, cellular component: P granule. Gene Ontology annotation, biological process: regulatory ncRNA-mediated gene silencing. Gene Ontology annotation, molecular function: piRNA binding; protein binding.